AUGCCGCGAGCAUCAUUGAUGGACACGCUGCUCAAUCGGCCCUCGCAGUCGUACGCCGAUCCCUCGACGUUGACGUCGGGCUAUCGCAGCAGCUAUGCCCCUUCGCAGCCCUCUUACGCCAGCUCCGUGCCCGGCACGGACUUUACUACUUCCAGCAAGCACAAAAAGUCCAAGCGCGCAGGAAAAGGUCUCUCUCGAAACUAUAGUGUCAGCGUCGGCGCUGGGCCUGCGCCCAACAUUCUUACCGUCGGCACGUCCGCCGGAUUGAUAGCCUGUGGAGAGGCGCGGCACCCAACCGACUUACCCAAUGCGCUGACGCAACCGAGCCUGCUGCAGGGUGACAUGCUCACGCUCGGUGGUGGCCUCGCGUGCAUGAGAAAUGCCAGACCCAGUCUGCAAGGAGGCUAUUGCUUCGAGCCUGUGCACCCUUCCGCACCCGCACCCAGCGUCGCAGUCGUCGCAGCGGGCAUGCCCGACUUGCAGAAAGGGAAAGAACGCUCCGUCGCGGGUGGGCCCAUCUCUGCGCGGCCGCCUCUGGGCUCGAUUGGCGAAAGCCCAAUGAGGGAGGUUCCAGGCGUCGGCGGUGGUGCAGGGAGAGGGCAAGGUGGUCUGGACGGUCGCGGAACGUGGGGCCCGAUUGGCGAAGCGAUGGCUGUGGGACCGCCUCCGGACCGAGAUGCGUCUCAGGCUGGCAGUGCCCGCUCGCGCACCUCAUGGUUUUCCUCGCUGUCGCGCAGCAAAGGCAAGAAGAGGGACAACGAGCGCACACUGGUACACAUGAGGUCCAGUCCGCACAUCCGCGGCGCCAUCAUCGACUCGAGCGUCGCCCCGAGCCAGACGGCCGCUUCCAACGCUGGUGGAAGAGAUGGGACCAUUUGCGUCUCGUCAUCGGGGAAGAACAGCGGCAAAAAGUGGUGGCAGCGCAAGAAUAGCGACGACGCGUACAGCUCGCCCGCCAGCCCCAACGCGCUGGAGGGCCACUUCUCCCUGCCACUCAGAGACGGCGCCGCAGGCCUCGCAGGCGUCGGCGCUGCGAAUGCGAAACUAAACCACUUUGCACAGUUCUAUGGAGCCGAGCCUUCCUUUUUGCGGAAUGGAGCUGCACAUGGUAUGUGUCCGAAGGGUGUGCACAACCAGGCCGACUCAGCGCCUGACUGGUCUUGUCUCGCUCGCCGCGGCUGCCCGACUCCUUCGGCAUUACCACUACCCGCGCAAGACCUGGAUAAGAUUCGCGCCAUGACAGCAGCCCAGGCGAGAGCCAGCCUGCCGCCCACCGGUACCGGCACACUGUCGCGCAAAGGAGCAGCGGUGGCUGCCAAGCAGGCUACGAGUGCCGCGGGUAUCGCGCCGCUUGGGCAACAGCCCGCGUCGCUCGUGCAGCUUGCGGCGGGGCCCAAGCUCGCCAGGUCCAACUCCAACGUCAGCGCCGGCACGUUUGUCACCGCGACGCCGUCCAUGCAAUGGCGGUCGGUCAGCGAGGCGGGCGACGACGCCAGCGGCCGGCUGCUCCGUGCGCGCUGGUCAAUGAGCAGCCUGCGUGACGCGCGCGCGGCCGCUUCAUCCUCCCCUCCUGCCCUACCUGGCCGAGUGCUACGCAAGCGUGCAAGCCACUUCGACUGGAACUCGUUCAUUUCCUCCGUCUCCGGCACCGACAUCGCAAAGACGUGGGAGCGCCCCGGCGAGUCACUCGUCGUUGCGCCGCCGCCAGUUGCCUCCGCCGCGUUGCGCAGAGCUAGCUUCUCUGAGGGAGGCACCGUCACGGGCUAUACACCCAACUCAACUGCCAACGGCGUUGGAAGGCGGCGCAGCGUCGUCGAGCGCGUUCGCAAGGAGCUUGAGGGUGACGCCCAAUUCGACCUCCGCCAAACCGAGGCUGGCGCCGCGCUCGAGCAGGGCAACCUCCUCGCCUGCGCAGCCGCCAACGUCGUUGGCUCUGCCCCGCCCAUCCUUGCGCCCUCGCACGGAGGAUAUGCAGUGUUGACUGAUCCUCCGUUCGCCCACACCACUUUCGCUGGCACUACCGCCGCAGUCGACCCCAUCCCGCGAGCCCUCUCGCCGGGCAUCAUUCUCCCGCACGCAGCGGCCGCCAUCCCCGGCGUACAAACGCUGCCACUCGAGUACGACGCGCCGCCAUCGGAAUUAUCCAGCCCGCACAGCCCGGGCUUCCCACCGCCUUUACGCGCUUACUCACCCAUCGGCUCGUCCACGCCGCCCUCGGGUCGCGUAGUCGACUUUAUGGGUCGCGCGUCGCUUGAAGAGCCGUAUGUGGCAAUUUCCGACGAGGGGCAUGACGUGGAAGAGCAGCAGCAGCAACAGCGCGAAUGGAUCAGGCGGCAUUUCGACGAUAUGAGAGACAUGCUCGGGCUUGGAGGGAAUGUCACUCUCGACCGGAGCCUCCCGCCCACGCCGCCAAACAUGACGCCGGUCAUUCCCGAAGAGAGCGAAGGGUCCAGCGGAGAGGAAGUGAUGUGGACUUUAUCAGACGAGUCCUCUUCUGACGAGGACCACAAAUGCGAAGGAGCCAUGUCGCCGCUGGGCGUUCUUCCGGAGGAGAGCGAGGAUGACUCGGGUAGCGAGAGUGGGCAAAAGACUGGGCAGGCGCCGCUGCGCCAUGACGAGAUGCGACCGCUUGCGCUGGGCAACAUCACGAAUUCAGCCAAGAGGCUUGCAGCGUUCGAUGCCGUGCUCAAGCGCAAUACUGCGAUGGGCGCUCGCCCUGAAGACAGUGUCGGGAUAGGCGUGCCACUGGUUACGCCCAGACCGGUACAUGCGAUGAUCGACGAGCGCGCACUUCUUGACUCACCCACCAGCGGUGCCGCCAAGAAAAAUCUGCAGUCAGCGAUCGACACGCCCGACACGCCCAUGAUCAAAUCUGCACCUUCGCCUGACGCAAUCCAGGCAGCGCCGCAACCCGAAGCGCCGCCCACGCCCAUGAAGGCGAUGCCGAGCGAGGAAACGGUGGCGAGCCCGACAACAGAGCGCGCCAAGUCUCCCGCCAGCGACAGCCACCGCACCGCCAAGAGCGUCGCUUUCGGUGGCGCCAUCGAUGACAGUGCGCAUGCAGAUGCCUCAGCAGAGGACGAGGGAGUCGAGACAGGGAAUGACGACGCGCAGCAGCGCCCUGCGAGCAUGCGCCAGCGACUGAGCGACUUGUCGCUUGGCACGUCCUUUGGAAUGACCGCGCUCAUCAAUGGCCAUGACCAAGUCAUGUCGCGUUCCUCUUCUCGCGCCUCGCGCCACUCCAGCUCGGACGAAUACCCCGGUCUGCAGCAACGAGCGCAGGCCGAGCAGGAUCGUCUGCGAAGUAUGAAGGUUGGCGAAGAGUUCUUUGGUCCGAGCUUGACUGCAAUUUUGGAUCGCUUCGGCGCGAGCGACCUCUCCGAUGAUGCGCUCAGUCGUGUCAUCGAGACGGCCAGUCUCGCACCCGGGCCGGAAAAGCAGCAGCAGAUUCAAGACGUCAUCAAUGAUGUGCGCCAGCAGCGCAACACAGCUCCGGAUACCAAGACGAUUGAAAGUGCCAUGAGUGGGCUCGUGCCAAGCAUUGUCGCCGCAUGGGUCUUGAAUGAGAAGAUCAACGACGUGGACGGUGUAGUCCUCACUCCUUCCACCACCGAAUCAACCAUUCGGUCAACCUCCACCUCAUUCAACGACCUCUUCACUGCGCCUUCGAUGCCAACUCCACAAGCCAACGCGACUCCCGCCAGAGUAAGCGUUCUGGAUCGGCCUAGGAAACGAAUGCCUCUGCUAACAGAGAUGGGCGGUAUCUCUGUCGCUCAAGGCCAUCUGCUUGCAGAAGCCUCAACCCUGCCGCUCCGAUCGCAAGAAGAUGAUCCUAAGACUCUCCCAAAUGCAAACAAAUAUCCUGCCCCUUUGGCUACGACCACCGCGUUGCCUCCUGCCACACCUGCUCCGGCCCUCACUCCGGCCAUCGAAACCACAGUUGAUCAGGAGUCGAUCCAAGCCAAGAAGGAGGAGAAAGCAGGCAGUGCUGGAAAACCGCCACCGGUGAAAUCAGCCAUGAAGGUGGGCAAGGAGAAACCCAGUCUGGCAGAUACCCUCUUCAAUUUUCCGCCACCCACUACUCCCAUAGUGUCAGCGGUAGAGCGUCUGCCCAUUAGUGAGACAAUGGUGGACGAGCAGCUUGUCGAUCAGGCCCUUGCAGUAGCUCCGCCUACUCUACGAAUCGGCAUCUCUGACGAGAACGGCAAUGCGUCAGCCACCCCUAGCAGCGCUGACGGCUCCGAUGCCUACUCGCUGCACAGUGCCUCUGAGGCGGAACUUACCUCUACGCAUCCCCAUUUGGAGGUGUUCCACACGCCAAACGGAACACCCGCGGAAGAAAGGGAGCAGGACUUGAGCAGGCCCGGAGGAUUUGCGCAGUACGUGACCGCCAACGAUCUGACUGCCCCCGCAGUGCUCAUGCGCCGUCGUUCGAGCAGACGCAAACGCAAAGUGUCGGAAAACCCCAGCCUCAAAGUCGCAUCCAUGCAACGCUCUGAACCUUCCUCCGUUGACGAUGAGUCGAUUAUGCCGGACAGUGUAAAUCGCAGAUCUAUCGACACAACCAAGACCGAGUCCGACACAAAGACCACUCGCGAAGAACGGCGAAGCGUUGAGCAGGAGCAGGAAAAAAAUGAGUCUCUGCAGGCACCACAACUGAUACCACCAGCCAUGCCUAUAUUCUGUGGCGCUGCCGCAGUGCCCGGCUCGGCCAUACCCGGCUUCUCCCCAGUGGGUGCAGCCGCCGCCCCCGGUUCGGCCAUCUCACCAGCAGUUGAGGCCUCGAGCUCGGCCCACAUUUCAUCCGACGAUUGGUCAAAACCAAACUUUGGAAAUUUUGAUUCAGCCAUAAGUGCAUCCCUCGCAUUUACACCCUCAGUGGCUCUGCCCUCGGCGGUUCUGAAGGGCACAGAAAAACGACUGCCUAUGCCGCCCGCGCCUGACUUUGUUGUGAAUGUAGGGCGCGCGGAUGAUCGAACGCCACUCGCACAGCCAAUAGGCCCUACCUUUGGAAUUCAGCUGAUACCUCCGACGCCGCCAGCGCUUGAACAUCGGCCUUCGUAUGGGCUAGCAUCGGCCCCGUCUUCUGGUGACUUGGCGACACCGCUGGCUGAGGAGCCUGGAGACGUAAAUGUUUCCAACACCCUGCAGCACACCAAGUCGUCCGCAUCGAUGAAAAAGCGCCGCUCAUGCACCUACGAAGUGUCACAGCAUGCGGACCUGUCGCUGCCACCGGGCUUGUCGGCGACGAUCGCUUUCAGCCCCCGCGAGAAGAGCGAUGCCUCAGGCUUGGCGGCCUCGACCGGCUCUGUUUCCGCUGUCGCAGCACGACCCCUCAAAGGCUUGCCCAGCCUCGCCCAGUAUGCACAUUUCGGCGCGGCUCCCGUCGCAGCCUUCAUGGAACCCCCGUCGAGGCGCCUCAGCCUUACGCCUUCGUCCAUGUCUGGUCAUGUGUCCUCUGCAUCGGCGUCCUCUCCUUCCCUGCGUUCGCCCAGUCCCGUCCCGCCUUCUGUGCCUUCCAAGGAUCUCCGCGAAGCAGCGCUUCACAAGCUCUCCCUACCUUCCAGUAAAGGUACCACUGCAGCCUCCUGCUCGAGUAGCUCUUCCGAUUCACCGUCCAUUUCACCAGCGCCGAGUGCUUCCGGCCGCUCGUCUCGUUCGCAGGUUCACUCCGCCUCGGCCUCCAGCUCAGAAGUUUCCCUCAGUGUCUCGCCUGGGCCUUACUCGCGCAAAACGAGGCAGUCUUCCCAUUGUGCUCUUGGCAGUGCCAGGCCAGCGAUGGACUCCAUCAAUGAAUGGGAGAGUAGCGUGCCGACCAGCCCCGCUCGCAAAGCACCGCUGAUCACCCCCGGCGCUCCAUACUAUGGCACCGCAUCGACGACCACGCGCAGCGUCAGCUCUGUCGACACCGGCCUGUUGUCGGACAAUGCCAAGCAAGCGCAGCUGGCUACCCCGGUGUCCGCCUUGCUGGAGCCGCCGGGCGUGCGCUCCCGCCGCAGUCUCGACUCGGUCCGAGGUCCGAUGAGCCUGGACGGCCACUCGAAUGUGCUGUCCACUCAUCCGCUGUCGGAGUAUUCCAGCGAGUCAUCGCAGUCGGUCGCAAGCCUGCCAGCGGUCCUCGUCUCGUCGUAUAAGCCUAAGAAGGAUCCGAAGAAGAUCAGCAACGUACUGGAUGACAUGCUCCACACGCGGACGACCAUGACGACAAUUGCCAUUACCAGCGGCUCCUCUGCUGCAAAAAACGCCAAGCGCAUCAAGCCAGCUGGCGAUAAAGUCAGCGAGCGAGGCUCUGCGGAACUGCCUGAGCAAUUGCGCGAUGGGCUCACGUCUGCCAAUAUUUCUCUCACCGCGCACACGCCGCCGCCCCGCAAGAUCUCCUCGACGCAGGUCCUGUGUCAGGUCAUCGCGGUCGCAAUCGACGAGAUCGACCGUAUGAUUGUGCGCGAGAAGAUCCGGACUGACUCUGCGUACGGGUUUGUGCCCGGCAGGAGCUUUUGCGGGAGGGUCGUCGAAGUCGGUUGGGAGGUCAAAGACUUUCGCAAGGGUGAUGUUGUCUUCGGUCUGCAGGAGGCACGAAAGUGUGGGGCGCUGGCUGAGUUCAUGACGAUCAAUCGCUACCUCGUCGCCAAAGCACCAGAAGACUGCCUGACCACCGAGCAGAUCGCAGCGCUGCCGUCUACCGGUGUGAUGGCGUUUCAGAUCAUGCGUGAUCACUGCAGCGAGCUUCCUCGCGGGUCUCGCGUGCUCAUCCUGAAUGCACAUGACGGUAUCGGAUUGCUGACCAUGCAAGAGUGCGCCGGCCUCGGCCUGAUCAUUGUUGCCCAGUGCCCGCCAAGUGCGAAUGAUGGCUAUGCAAUCUGCCAGGCGAAUGGCGCCCAUGAAGUCAUCGUUGGCGAGCCGCUCUGGGCCGUCAAUUUGCUCCACGAGAGCAGCUUUGACUUGGUCCUGGACACGAUCGGAGGACGCAAGCUGUACGAUGCGUCGCGGCGCAUCCUCUCCUCCGCAGGGCAAUACGUGACCUGCUUUGGUGACGAGCACACGACGGCGAACCCGGACUUGCGCUCGCACCUCCGCUCGCUCCGCCGCGCAUUCUUCAAAAAGGACCGCAAGCACAUUGGCUACGAGUGGGUCGGUGCCGACUCGGGCGAGGACUGUCGAGAGGCGCUCGAUGCGGUGCGUCGCGCUGCAGAGGUCGGACACAUCUGCCCGCGCCUCGGUAGCAUUCUCGCCAUGGAAGACGGCGCGCGUGCGUUUGACCCGGUUCUGCGCGGCACACAGGAUACCGCCGCUGGCGCCAUCGUCGUACGCGUCAGCUGAGCGGCUUCCUGGCCUUUCCUCUUGCUUGCUUUCCACGCCUCCCACGCUCCAGAUAGCUUCUUCAUUUUUAUUUAUUUCGCACAUCUUGCGAAAUCGAUGUCAUGUGUUGUCGCCUUGCAGGACGGCGCAGUAAGCAGCAUUCUCGUUUUUUAGAUUUCGGAUGAAGAGCAUUGCACCCUCAUUCUCUUUUUGAGCUAUGGAUUCUACUUAGAUGCCCCUCUGUACACCAAUAAUACAUGCAUCUUGCGAAC
This is a messenger RNA of Tilletiaria anomala UBC 951, 7568 nucleotides long. RefSeq lists its product as uncharacterized. The transcript is spliced from 3 exons. The coding region runs from base 1 to 7317 and encodes 2438 amino acids. NCBI's taxonomy places the organism in Eukaryota, Fungi, Basidiomycota, Exobasidiomycetes, Georgefischeriales, Tilletiariaceae. Gene Ontology annotation, molecular function: oxidoreductase activity. Gene Ontology annotation, cellular component: mitochondrion. The record is from RefSeq and is a predicted model, not a curated record.